AUGUCUUCGCAUUAUACGACCGAACCUCCUCCAACUGCGUCAGUCCUACUCCAUACCACGGCUGGCCCUCUCACCAUAUCUCUGUUCGCGAAUCAGACACCUUUAACGUGCAGAAACUUCCUGCAACAUGUCCUCGACGAGGACUACAACAACAACAUCUUCCACCGUGUCUCCCCGGGCUUUGUCAUUCAGACAGGCGAUCCCACUGGAACCGGUGAAGGAGGACAGAAUAUAUAUGAGGACAGGGAAUUUGAGCGAUAUGACGAAGACUGGGCGCGGGUGAUGGGACGAGAAGAGGGAGAGAAGGUUGCUUUUGGAGAUGAAAUCCACAGCCGGCUCAGGUUCAACAGGAGAGGGCUGGUUGGUAUGGCCAAAGGCACCGGCGACGGUGCGGGAUAUGGCAGUCAAUUCUUCAUCACGCUCGGGGACUGCAGAGCAGAACUAGACGGCAAGUGCACCAUGUUCGGCCGAGUCGAGGGCGAUGGCAUCUACAAUGUGGUCAAAAUCGCCGAAGGCGAACUGUUGGAGGGAAGCGAGAGACCAAUGUACCCGGAGAAGAUUCUCCGGGUCGAAAUCAUCGAGAUGCCCAAGGGUGACGCAUGGCAGAAAAUGCGGAAAAGGAUUAAAGUUGCCGAACGCACCGUGGAAGCACCCACAAAGAAAAAGGCUCCCAAAAAGAAGGGUGGGAAGACGCUGCUGAGCUUCGCCGGAGAUGAAGGUGAGGACGAUGCAGGCGCAGUCGCCGUACGACCAAAGAAGGCCAAAUUUAAUCCCGCCUUGAUCGAUAGCGAAGACGCCCCUGAAUCGAAGCCCAGGACAAACGGCACUGCGCCUAAACCUUCGUCGAUCGAGAAAUCGCAACAGAGACCACCAUCACCCACGGUUCCUCAAAAGCGCAAGGCGAGUGUCUCAGUGUCGACGAAAUCUCCAUCACCGGUUCACCGCCGGAAGCCAUCAUUCCAUGACCCAUUGGCCCAACUUCCUCUCCGCGACCCAGAAUCACCGUCCCGCUCACCCACCCCGGAAGAGCAACCGUCAGGAUCCAAAACUUCUGCACUAGAAGCGGAGAUAGCUGCCCUGAAAGCAUCCAUGCGCCGGAACAUCGACAACAAUGCCAACGGCUCCAUCGCGAAGAAGUCGGCACUAGAAUCUCUCAUCCCAGCAACAAGUACGAGAGGUCGCAAACGGCCUCGGCCAGGCGAAUCCAAUGCGCGGGACGAGGCCCAGGCGCUGAAGAUGCUGAACGCCUUCAAAGCACGGCUCGACUCGGCAGAUGCGCAGGGCAGAGCUCAGUCUUCGAAAACGGCCAACGGACACAAAGAUCACAACUCCUCAUCGACUCCUUCAGAGCUCGUCGCCGCGCCGCCUCCUCUUCCCAAAACCGACGACGAUGACCAAGAAGAGGCGACUCUGUGCGACCUGCAUUUCAUAGCAAACUGUCAGUCGUGCUCCAAAUGGGACGACCCGACCAACGCCGAGGCCGAAGAGUCCGAGGACGAUUCGCAGUGGAUGAGUCACUCGCUGUCGUUCGCCAAGGACCGCCUUGGGAAGGACCUGAAUUGGAGGAAGAAGAACGAAGAGGAACUGGUGGUGAUUGAUCCGCGGGAGAAGGAGAAGGAGUUGAAGUUAGAGAGGAGGCGGGAGAGAGACAAGGACAGGGAUAGAGACAAGGGGAAAGGGAAGGGCAAGGAGAGGCGCUGGUAG
Fonsecaea multimorphosa CBS 102226 is the source of this 1704-nucleotide messenger RNA. RefSeq lists its product as uncharacterized. The transcript has a single exon. Gene Ontology annotation, cellular component: catalytic step 2 spliceosome. The coding region runs from base 1 to 1704 and encodes 567 amino acids. NCBI's taxonomy places the organism in Eukaryota, Fungi, Ascomycota, Eurotiomycetes, Chaetothyriales, Herpotrichiellaceae. Gene Ontology annotation, molecular function: peptidyl-prolyl cis-trans isomerase activity. The record is from RefSeq and is a predicted model, not a curated record. Gene Ontology annotation, biological process: protein peptidyl-prolyl isomerization.